Molecule: messenger RNA, 911 nt
Organism: Corylus avellana
Lineage: Eukaryota; Viridiplantae; Streptophyta; Magnoliopsida; Fagales; Betulaceae
Source: RefSeq, a predicted model, not a curated record
UGGUAGUCUUAUACGUAUACAAUCCGAAAGAUACUAAGCAAAGGUAAUUAAGUGUCUUCUUCCUCCAUCUAAUUCAUAUCCUAGUAGUGAAUUGAAUCCCAUCAUCUCAAAUGUUCAGUGGCAGCUCUGAGCUUCCCCAGAACUCCCUUCAAAUAAAGCAAGAUGACAAGUUCUUCUCCAGGCUUUUAUCCAAAGAAAGCUCAAGGGCAAACCCUUCUCUCAGAGUGUAUUAUGGAGGAGCAUCCGGUUCUGUUCCAUUUAUGUGGGAAUCUCGACCUGGUACCCCUAAACAUGCAAUUUCCGACACUGCCCUUCCCCCUCUUACUCCACCUCCCGCCUAUCAUAGCAAUUUCAAGAAGAAACCCAUCAAGAACCACUCAAGAUCCACUCUCCUCCGCGCCUUAUUCCUAAAAAUCAGUCCCAAAAAGACACAUAAUGUGUCACCUUACCCCUCCGCAUCAUCAUCAGAUUCAUCUCGUGCCAAGUAUCACGAAAGGAGGCGAUUUUUUAGCCAGAGCAGCUCAUCCUUCGAUUCCAGGGAAGAUGAUGAUGAAGGAGAGACCGUUGGGUCACCAACUUCAACAUUGUGUUUUGGCAGUGCAGGUGGGAGGGUGGCCAGGGGUGCCGGCGGUCGAGGCUGCUGCCGGCUUUGAGAAUGAAGAAAAUAAUUGAAAAAGUUAGGCAAUGGAUGGAUCUAGGUAUACUGCAAUAUGCCUAUAGAUCAUUAUUUCAUUUCCCAUAUUUCUAUCAUGAUUAAGCUUUAGGCUGUUUAAGUUGUUCUGUUGUAGUGUUACCUGCAGUAAACUUUUGAUCUGAAGUACUAAACUUUCUGAAAUGUAUGGUGGUAUAUAUAAGUUUGUUUAUCCAAAAAAAAAAAAGAAAGACACGAGUUGGCUUUCAAGUUGUAUCAA